AUGGAUAGCUUCACCCGUCACCUCAUUUCUGAAUGGGUGCUGGAUCUCUGGUACUCCCGGAUAACACCGGAUAAGCAAGGCCCUGAAGAACUGGUGUUCAUUAUUAACGAUGUUCUCGGGGAACUUUCACGGAGGUUUAGAAACGUAAAUCUUAUAGAUUUAUUGACAAGGGAUCUAAUUGAUAUUAUAUGUCGUCAUGUGGAGCUUUUCCGUGAGUUUCAAGCAAAGAUUGAGAGACAACAAAGGAGAAGCCUCAGUUUUGAAGACCGAGACUCAGAACUAAAACGUGUGAUGGCCGCUGAAGAUAAAUUGCACCCUGCAUUAUUCUCUCUUGAAUCGGAGCAUAAGGUUCUGCAGCAUAUAAUGGACCGUCUCAUUUCACUAACAUUUAGGCCAGAGGAUCUGCAUUGUUCUUUUUUCCAUUAUACCGUGAGGGAGCUUCUUGCUUGCUGUGUGAUGCGACCAGUCCUAAAUUUAGCCAAUCCUCGGUUCAUGAAUGAGAGGAUUGAAGCUGCUGUGAUAUCAAAGAUAAAGACUAAUGACGGAUCUAGUGCUGCAGAAGAGACUACUGAAUCUGAAGAUCUCUCGCAAGUUUCUCCUGAUCAUUUUUCUAGAUAUCUGGACCCCUCUGUCACAGGCGUUGAGCUCGUGCAAUUGAAAAACGAACAGCAGAAAAAGAAAAAUGCUACAGAUAAACAGCAUGUAACAGAUCUCUCCAAAGAUCCAUUGCUUUCAAUGGACACUAGAUCUUCCCGAUCGUGGAACUCAUUCCCCUUAACUUCCAAAAUAGUUGAUGAUAGUAAAGAUCUUCAAGGACAUCGAGGAGGAGAUGGAUGGGGUGAUGUAUUAGACAUGAUGUCACAAAGGAAAACUGAGACCCUUGCUCCCGAGCAUCUUGAAAGCGUGUGGGCGAAGGGAAGAAAUUAUAAAAAGAAGGAAGGUGAGAAAGGUGUUGAGCGGGUGCCCCCAAGAUGGUCUAGCAAGGAAUCAUGCAACGAUGGUGAUGAUGCACGGCCUAAUAACUUCAACAAAAACACUGAGAAUGCAAGAGGAUCCAGUCAGCAUAAGGAAGUAAAUACAGACAGUCACUUAUCAAGUUAUUCCUCUGCUGAAGAGGACGAGGAGCAAACAAAGAGUAGUCAUUCUUAUACAUCUGAGGAUGAGGAAACGGUAACAGGUCUAAAUAGUCCUGGGACUCGAGUCUGGGAUGGUCGAACGAAUAGAAAUCCUGGUGUUUCACGGAUACACCAUCCACUUGAAAAUUCUGGCCGCCGUCUCAAACAAACCGAUAAAGGGCUUGGACAUUAUCAGCAAGUACCCAUGCACCAAUCUAGCAGGAAGAGAUCCAGACAUUCUGGACACAUUCUACGCGAUGACAAUAGUGAUGAUUCUGAAAAUGAUUCUUUGGCUAGAUCAUACAGUGGAAUAUCUGCAACCUCGUCUGCAUCUUACAUUUCAGUGACGGAAAGUGACCUUCCCAAUGCCCCUAGAAGUUCUUUGUUGGUUGAUUCUUUUGCCAAAUUGAGAUGUGAGGUUCUGGGUGCCAAUAUUGUGAAGAGUAGUUCUAAGAUGUUUGCUGUGUAUUCAGUUUCUGUCACAGAUGAAAGUAAUCAUAGCUGGUCUAUCAAAAGAAGAUUUCGACAUUUUGAGGAGCUUCACCGGCGGCUUAAAGUGUUUCCCGAGUACAAUCUUCAUUUGCCGCCGAAGCAUUUCCUAUCAACAGGCGUGGACAUACCUGUUAUCCAAGAGCGAUGUGUACUACUUGAUGAUUAUCUCAAGGUUAACUGUGAAUUAGCGUUUGUGCUUUCAUGUUUGGGUAGUUACCGCCGAAGCUUUUGUGCUUUAGUUUUUCUACUGGAUUUCGUUUUCUAUUCUUCCACGUUAACUAUUGUGAAUGAAAAUCUUUGCAUUGAAGUGAUUCCCCAGUUUUCCUUAGUCUGCGACUUAUCCUUUCUCUACUUUGUUCAGAAGCUUUUGCAGCUACCAAGAAUUUCAGGAUCGAUUGAAGUUUGGGACUUCCUCAGUGUCGAUUCCCAGACUUAUGCGUUCUCAAGUUCUUUCUCAAUCAUUGAAACGCUGACGGUUAAACCUGGCCGUAAGACAUCUACCGUUUCUACAAAUAUGGCCAAUAUGACUGAGGGGACUCCAGGUCCUCUUCCUUCGAGUGAAAACCUGAGUUCAGAGAAUGGGAAAUCGGGUCAACAUAUGAAGAAUAACGUUAUGGUGGAUGAUUUGAAGUCUAAAGUGAAAGCUCCUGGAAAUGAUCAUAUAAGGGCGCCUGAUUCAGAUGUGAAAAAUAGCAAAGAGAAUGGCGGACUAAAAGUGGGUACUCCACAUGCUGAUGAUGUGGCCUCCUACGGCCUCCCCACAGAGUGGGUUCCUCCAAAGCUAACAUUGCCCCUGCUAGACUUGGUAGAUGUUGUCUUUCAGCUCCAGGAGGGUGGGUGGAUCAGGCGGAAAGCGUUUUGGGUUGCCAAACAGAUACUUCAACUUGGAAUGGGCGAUGCAUUGGACGAUUGGGUACUUGAGAAAAUCCGUCUUCUACGUCGGGGAACUGUAGUUGCUUCGGGAAUUCAACGGGUUGAACAGAUACUAUGGCCGGAUGGGUUCUUCAUCACAAAGCAUCCAAAAAGGCAGCAACAAUCCAGCAGUUCUGACGAGGAGCAGCAGCAAGAAGCAGAGAGACGAGCCAAAUUUGUUCAUGAGCUGAUGAUCGAAAAAGCCCCUGCUACUAUAGUGAGUCUUGUGGGACACAAGGAGUAUGAACAAUGUGCGGAAGAUCUCUACUUCUUCCUUCAGUCAUCGGUGUGCCUGAAACAUUUGGCGUUUGACCUUUUGGAGCUGUUGCUACUCUCGGCGUUUCCAGAAAUGGAGCAGGCUUUCAAACAGUUGCACAACGAAAAACACCUCUUUGGUCAAUUCACACCACCAACUUGA
This is a messenger RNA of Thlaspi arvense, 2937 nucleotides long. Lineage: Eukaryota; Viridiplantae; Streptophyta; Magnoliopsida; Brassicales; Brassicaceae. The record is from the annotation of a GenBank genome assembly.